AUGCCUUGGGCGAUGAAGCCCUGGCUCGGCGUGGUAACCGAUUCUUUUGCCAUCUUUGGUUACCACAAGCUCCCUUACAUGAUGAUCGUAAGCGUCCUCGGUCUAGCCGGUACCAUCCUGGCAGUAUCUCUCAACCUGGUUGAGAGCAAUGCGCCGAUUGCGACGGUUGGGCUUUUCAUGGCGAACCUUCAGUUGAUGGGGUAUGACCUGCUUGCUGAGGCAACAUACUCUAGCCGCUUACCAGCUGUCCCCAAAUCUGGACCGGCUCUGGUGAGCUACGUUUGGGUCGGAAAUCAGCUACUGGGUCUCAUCGCGACGCUGCUCGUCGGGUUCAUAGUUGAGAAUGCCGAUGGAGUGUGGGGCCUUGGUGGUGCACA
Perkinsus marinus ATCC 50983 is the source of this 377-nucleotide messenger RNA. RefSeq lists its product as hypothetical. The record is from RefSeq and is a predicted model, not a curated record. Lineage: Eukaryota; Perkinsozoa; Perkinsida; Perkinsidae. The transcript has a single exon. The annotation marks the transcript as partial.